AUGGCGACCAGGUGGGGAAUAUGCGGUGCAGGGAAGAUCAGCCAUGACUUCACAGUGGCGAUGAAGACACUUCCACCUGGAAACCAUCAGAUUGUUGCUGUGGCAGCCCGUAGCCUAGAGCAUGCAGAGGAAUUCGCCAAGAGGCACGGCAUCUCAAAAGCGUACGGAAGCUAUGAGGAGCUGGCCAAAGACCCGGGGAUAGACAUCAUCUACCUGGGCGUCCUGCACACGCAACACCUGCGCGUGGGGCUUCUCUUCCUCAAUGCCAAGAGGAGCGUACUGUGUGAAAAGCCAUUUGCCAUGAACUCCAAGGAGGUGAAGCAGCUCAUCAGCGCCGCCAGAGAGAAUGACGUCUUUCUGAUGGAGGGGAUAUGGUCGCGGUGCUUCCCGGUGCAUGUGGAGGUGUGCAGGCUGCUGUCGGAGGGCACGGUGGGCGAGGUGAAGGUGGUGAAGGCUUACUUCGGCUCCCCGCAGCUCCACAUCCCCCGCGCGGUGGAGAGGGAGCUGGGAGGCGGGGCGCUGCUGGACAUCGGGGUCUACUGCCUGCAGUUCGUGUUAAUGGUGUUCAGGGGGGAGAGGCCCGAGUCCAUCCACGCCACCGGAGUGCUCCUGGACACAGGUGUAGAUGAGACCAUGGCGGUGGUUUUGAAGUUCUCCCGGAACAGAAUGGCCCUGUGUUGCUUUUCCAUCGCAGCUGCCCUGCCCAACGACGCCACCAUCUCUGGCACCAAGGGAACCAUCAGGAUUCCCUCUCCCAUGUGGUGCCCCACCCACCUGGUGGUGAAUGGGAAGGAGAGAGAGUACCCGCUGCCAGAACCAUCCCUGCCACUCAACUUCACCAACAGCACCGGGCUGCGGUACGAGGCCGAGGAGGUGCGGCAGUGCCUGCUCAAAGGACUCAAAGAGAGCUCUCAGAUGUCACUUGCGGACUCAUCACUCUUGACGGAGAUUAUGGACGAGGCCAGGCGCCAGGUUGGGGUGGUGUUCCCUCAGGAUAGCCCCUGA
Molecule: messenger RNA, 1005 nt
Organism: Megalops cyprinoides (Indo-Pacific tarpon)
Lineage: Eukaryota; Metazoa; Chordata; Actinopteri; Elopiformes; Megalopidae
Product: trans-1,2-dihydrobenzene-1,2-diol dehydrogenase-like
Exons: 7
Coding region: 1-1005 (334 amino acids)
Molecular function (GO): nucleotide binding
Source: RefSeq, a predicted model, not a curated record